This is a messenger RNA of Sycon ciliatum, 9369 nucleotides long. RefSeq names its product sushi, von Willebrand factor type A, EGF and pentraxin domain-containing protein 1-like. NCBI's taxonomy places the organism in Eukaryota, Metazoa, Porifera, Calcarea, Leucosolenida, Sycettidae. The transcript is spliced from 36 exons. Bases 40 to 8133 code for a protein of 2697 amino acids. Gene Ontology annotation, molecular function: calcium ion binding. The record is from RefSeq and is a predicted model, not a curated record.
GGUUUUGAAUUCAUACCCGAUAAAAGGAAUGUGUCCAACAUGGGGUGGAUUCCAUAUCCGAGUCCUCCGAGUGCCUUUCACGCUAUUUGCAUUGGAGGAGUCACAGGCUAUUGUGAAAGGCUCACGGUUGUGAACGGUCAUUUGGGCUGGGGCAACGAGGGCGUGAUAUCCGAGCAGGCCAAUGUCAUUUGCGACGACGGCUACAUGUUAAAUGAAAAGAUCACCUGCGAGUUCUUCAGCAGAGUUCGGGGAAUUUGGAGCAAUGGCGUGACCCAUAUUACGUGUGUCCGUAAGCCUGCUUACUGCCCAAGUCCAGUGAAGACUAGGAAUGGCACGGUGAACGCAACCGGCCGUCAUCUGGGCGCCAUCGUAACGCUGACGUGUCCCAAGACGUUCAAGCCACUGGGUCCAAGUCUAGCCGUGUGCCUCACGGCACUAAAUGGUCAAGGGAGGUGGACAGCGGAUCUGCACUGCACAGAUGACUUCGACAAGUGUCCUCGUUAUGAUGUCGAACAUGGCAGCCUCAAGCUGAACACCGUAACGGGAAAACAGCCCGAGGCUAACGUUUCCUGUUACCCGGGAUACGUACAGGCCAACGGUGAGACGACAUCGCAUUGCCUGCGGGGCGCAUCGGGAGCGUUCGACUGGGUACCUCGUUUGUCAUGCAUCUUUCUGCACAACUAUUGUGACUGGCCGAAUGCAAGUAAUGGAGAUAUUUCCGUUAGCUCAGACAACUGCACUAUCGGCAGCAACUUCACGCUCACCUGUGAAAGAGGAUUUGAGUCCACCUCAACCGAAGGCUUCUGCCUGGCGGGAACGGCAACGAAGGGAAACUGGAGUGCCCAGCCCCGAUGCUCACUGAUGGAGGGAUUCUGUGACCCUCAUCCACCUGUGUUACACGGCUCACUUCCACCUCUGGAAAUCAAUUCCCGGCACAUGAUCAUAACAAACCUAACAUGCUCUCCAGGCUACAACGCAUCGGGUGAAGCAGUAUGCCUGGAACGCUCCUCACGGCGUGGCUACUGGAACAGCAGUUUAGCCUGCAUAAAACUGCAUAGACCUUGCGAAAACGUAAUCACGCAGCACGGGACUUUAUCGGGUAACUACACAAAUGCAGGUAUAGGGGACACGUUCACGGUGAGCUGUGAUGAGCGCUACUCUGCAAUCGCCGGCGUUAACUUUGAGUGUCUACCGUUCAACAGCAGUCAUAGUGUAUGGAAUGCCACUGCAACUUGUUCAGAUGUAAAAGUCUGUCCAGGGGAAUCGUACAGACUAUUCUCACCGCCUCAGCUCGCUCAGCUCGACUACAUGAGUGCCCAGGCUGAAUGUAGGCGGCUGGGUGCCAAUCUUCCUCACACGCAUAACCUGCCCUGCCUGAACCAGUUCACUACAUCCAUGUCAAGCUGGACCAACCGACUCUGGAUGAGAACUGCAGAGCGAGAGAAGGCAGUUAUUGAAGCGUCCAUGACAAGCUCCGGAACAAUGGAACUUACCGCGGUCAAGCUGAACUUCGUCUGCAGCAUCAAAUAUUCCUAUGCCUGUUCAUCAGUGAGUGGCAGGUUCUACUAUCUUAAGGACCACUUCACGCUGUUGGACCAUGCCGCGGCCGAAAAGGCGUGUCUCGCCACCGGCUCUCGCUUGCCUCAUCCCGGCAAGCUGGCCUGUGUGCAGGAUCUGUUACGUGAGAACGGCGAUGCACAGGUUGCCUGGAUGUGGGAGACUAUGGGACCCGGUAACGCCCUGGCCAGUAACAACACCGUGAUCUCGGACAGUGCGCGCUUGCGCGUGAUCUGCGAGCAGGCCUCUUACCCGGACUACUGUCCGUUUUUGAAAGUCGCCAACGGUUACCUGACCUACCCGAGUGGCAGAGUGCUGGGUGCCAAGGCAACGGUGACGUGCAAUGAGUCAUUCUCACUCCUGGGCGAUGCCAGUGUGGAGUGUGUCACUGCUAGCAACCCGGCGAGGAGAUGGAGGCAAAACGUGGCCUGUAUAGUCGACGUCAACUACUGUGGGAAACCACCGGACUUGUCCAAUGGCCGACAGACGGUUCCUUCUAAUCGUAGUCGCGGAGCUGUCGUCAAGUUUCAGUGCAACAACGGCUACUUCAGCAACAGUUCUUCCUCGACGUGCGUCACCGGAGCUGCGAGUGGCAGUGGUCAUUGGGAGCCUCUGCCAAUGUGUCAACAUUACUUGUCUUUCUGCUCACUGCCAAACAUCGCCAAUGGUCAUCUCCUCACACCGGCACCAGUAGCACGCCAUGUUGGGUCUGUUAUCAGAUUGCAGUGCGAUAGCGGGUUCUCAGUGCGCGAAGGAAAGGUGUUUGUAUGCAAGAUCCACAAUGCCACGUCUGGUGUGUGGAAUGCGUCAGUCCAGUGCCAAGACGACAAUGAAUGUACCACAGGUGUUCACAACUGUGCAGCGCAGCAGAAAUGCCACAACACUCCCGGCUCCUUCAUCUGUUGUCCGUACGGCUUCAGCUUCAAGGCAGGUGCAUGUCACGAAAUGCCCAGUUACUGCAAGCCCGCCACAGUGACAAACGGAUCUCUAUCAAACAAUACUGCAUUGCCACUUGAUGCAGCGGUCACCGUGACCUGUCACCAUGGUUACCAGCUUCCCAAAGGCUCGGCAUCUAAAUCUACGUGCCGUCCACAAUCACUGAAUCAUGGACAAUGGAUACCUACACCGACUUGUGAAAUUCAACCUGGAUAUUGCAUGGACCUGAGCGUCGACCAUGCCACAUUGUCUUACAGCAGCGGUGACGGCAGAAUACUACAUGACCGCGCCACGAUCGUGUGUCACGCCGGGUUUUUACCGGUGGGUGUCACCACGGCCACCUGCCAAACGGGCACGUCGUCAGCGGGCGACUGGAGCGCCGUACUGGAAUGCAAACUCGACCCACACUACUGCACUCACCACGGCGCAAUUCAAAGCGGCAAUGUGUCUCGUCAUGGCAGCCGGACUCUAGGAACAGUUGCCAAGGUUACCUGUCAUGACGGAUACAUUGCGACGGCUGGUGCACUAUUGUGGUGCAUAGCUACAUCAGGCAGCAAGGGCAAGUGGAACGAGACGGCGAAUUGUGAACGCAAAGCUGGAUACUGUCCACCGCUGGUGUCCCUCACCGGUUCACUGACACGUGUUGGUGGUGGGCCAGCUGGGAACGGCCAUUCUGGAAAGGUUGGCGACCUUGUGAGACUGGCUUGCCCACCUAGGUACUACCCGGUCAACGGGCCCUUAAUUGCAUGUGUCAUCAUCAAUGCCGCAACGGGAAAAUGGAACGCUUCGGCAACGUGCAAAACUGAGUUCAAAUGUAGUGGAAACAAUAUCAAGCUGGUGUCUCCUUUGAGCGAUGUGGUCCUCUCCUACCAAUCUGCCAAGGCCAAGUGCGCCGAGAUUGGUGGAAUCCCUCCGUCACUGGCCGCAUUGAGCUGCCUGCGCUCCUACCUGGCCCUCAAGCAGGACGGCAAUGAGUACUGGGUUGGAGGGCAGUCUGCGCGCACCAGACACGAGAAUGUGGCCCACGACAGCAAGCUGCGGAUUGUCCAGGUCACCGCAAUGCUGAAAGUUGCCUGCGAGAUCACAUAUGAGUACGCGUGCUCCUUGACUAACACCGUCUUGUUCACGCCGAGUGCCGAGACCUCUCUGGGAGACUACCUUUCUGCAUCGACGGUCUGCUUCGGCCUAGGCGCUCAUUUGGCUGACCUGCACGAGGUUUCCUGUGUGAAUUCUCUGCUUCAACUGAGCGGUGAUCGGACCAAUGCUUGGCUGAGGGAUAGGCUAAGUGUAGACAUGGCGUACACUACCAAUGCUUUCGGCAAGGCUGUCCUCGUUAGUCCUACCACAACUCGACAUCGAAUUAUUUGUGAGAGAUCAGGCGCUGAUGAUGUUUGUCCAAGAAUGCACGCAUCAAAUGCUACGAUAUCAUAUUCGCGUGGACGGCAAGACUUGUCAAAAGCUUCUAUACGUUGUCUUCCUGGCUACACUACAAACGUCACCAGCUCAACCUGUGAUAGAACUGAGGCAGUCGGCUGGCUCAAACUGUUAUCAUGUCAAGCCGUCGAGAAUUUUUGUCCAAGUCUAAAAUUGCCCUUGAAUGGAAGCAGUUUGACAUACAGUAAUUCUAAUCUCACAGAAGGUAGCAUAGCGUCACUGACCUGCUCUUAUGGAUACCUUCCCAAAUAUGGUGAUGUUGUGAAGUGCACUGCCUCUCCUUCAGGGGCAGGGAUUUGGAAUGCCAGCGUCGAAUGUGAAAAAAUAACACACUACUGCGCCGGCUUUCACGUGAAGAAUGCAGCCAUACCCAGUCAAGCCGCAAGGAGAAUAUCGGACACGGUGGCCGUGGAUUGUCAGCUUGGCUAUGCUGCGACAAACGGCACGCGGAUACAGUGUCAGCAGCUCACUGCAAGCAUGGGCCAGUGGAGUGCGACACCCGGCUGCGCUUUGAUACCGACGUAUUGCAAUUCCUCUCUAGUGGUGAUUAGUGGUCACCUGGGCAACAUUUCGGGCACAUCUCUGGGCGCCACUGCAACUCUGGUGUGUAACGUGGGAUCAUCUGCUAGCGGUGCAGACUUAACCUACAGGUGUAGCAGUGAAAAGGCUAAGCACGGCGUCUGGAAGGGAGCAUCACGUUGUCAAGAUAUCGUCAACUAUUGCCCAGCGUUUAAGCCAGUACAUGGAACAGUGACGCAUGAUGGGCAGCGUCAGGUCGGCACUCCGGCAAGGCUGAACUGUGAUUUAGGAUACGUGGCUAAGAAAGAGUUGGUUCUCGUGUGCCAGAAAGUCAAUGCCACGCACGGACGAUGGAGCUCACCGGACGUCUGCACUGUGAACACAAACUUCUGCAACCACCACGGGAAAGUCCCUAAUGGUCAGGUGAUCUACCCCACUGGCAGGCAUCACGGAGCAGUUGCCAACUUUUCCUGUAACCCUGGCUACCAGGCGACCGACGGCAUAUGGCUGUGGUGUACGACAGCAUACUGGGGAGGGAGAAUAUGGAAUGCGUCUGCUAGAUGUCAAAAAAUCAGCGACUACUGCCAGGCACUGCCCGUUGCCAACGCUACACUGAGCAGCCAAUCACGGGACAUGGAUGCUGCGAUAACGAUGAUAUGCAAUAAAGGUUAUGUUGCAACUGGCCGACUGACGUUCAAAUGCCAGUUUGGGAACGCCACCCACGGCCGAUGGGAUAAUAAUGCCAAGUGUUUAUUGAAAGAUGGCUACUGUCCAGCACUGAGUCCAACGCAUGGUUCGGUGAAGCAUCGUAAAGACCCCAGAUUACUGGAGAUGGCUGUGCUCACGUGUGACGCCGGUUUCAUCCCUGCCUCUGGCCACUCGUUCACGUGCGAGGUGUUAAGUGCCACGGCUGGCCGCUGGAGUGGCCAGGCGGAAUGUGUGCCAAACAAGGAUUACUGCAGGGAGCACGGCAACGUGUCCAACGGUCACAUACUGUACUUUGGACCCCGCGUGCUGGGCAGCGUGUCUCUCCUGCGGUGUAACCAUGGCAACGUUCCCGUGGAUACCGCCCGUAUCGCCUGUGUCCGCAAGUCACUAGCUGCCGGCCAGUGGAAUGCCAGCGCAAACUGCAAAAAGAAUACCUCCUAUUGUCCGCUUGUUCCCAUACACAACGGUCGCAUUACCAACGUCGAUGCCCGUGCUGAGCAGGACUUGCUGAAGAUCGUCUGUGACGUCGGCUACAGCCCGUCCAACGGCGACACUCUGAUUUGCCUGCAACUCAAUGCCACCACGGGCAUCUGGAACGACACCACCGGUUGCAAACCACUGGAGAAUUUCUGCCCAACUCUGUCGGUGGCCAAUGGAUACCUUUCAUUUGACAAAGGUCGCCAGCCCCGGUCUUCAGCACGACUCACCUGUGACGACGGUUAUCGGUGGAACUCCUCUCUUAUCUUCACGUGUGAUGUGCUCGAGAACGGUACUGGAGUUUGGAGUGGAACGCCAUCAUGCAAACUGAUGCUAGGCUACUGUCCUCACGUCAAGUUGCAGUACGGGGAGGUAGCUUACCCCGAGUACGGUGUUCUAUCAACACUGGCUCACCUAACCUGUCCAGCUGGGUAUAGCCCGGCGGACGGCUCUGUCUUCGUGUGCGAAGUCGACAGUCCGGAGGUUGGCCAGUGGAACACGACAGUGGAAUGCAGAGCCGACUGUUCCUCCGUUCAGGUAGCAAACGGCACCCUGACACACAUCACGGGUAGAGAUGUGCUGCAGAGAACGGCCACGCUGGAAUGCGAGCCGGGAUUCACGCCGGUCGACGACGCCACGGUGUUCUCCUGCAUGCCGUUCACCGCAACGCAAUCAAGGUUCUCAACGCAACCUGCUUGCCAAUAUAUACUCGAGUUCUGCCCGGCAUUGGAAGACUCGCUUGGCAACUUCACGUACGGCAGAAACCGUACCCUGGGGGAUAACGCCGUACUGGGGUGUAACACUGGCUACAAGCCAUCAUCCCAGACCUCUCCAACGUGUAUCUUCGAGGGAAGCAGGCAAGCAGGAAGUUGGGACCUCGCUACCGAGUGCAUAGUGAACACAGAGUACUGUCCCAAGAUUUUCUUCAGCAGGGGCGACACCCAAUACUCACAGCAGAGGAAGCUGGGAUCCGUGGCAACAUUCAAAUGUCACCCAGGUUUCGAAGCUACAACACAGGCCUAUUGCUCAGCUGCUCAGCCACUGCACGGUGUCUGGAGUACAGAUGAAACUUGCGAACCGAAGCAAGACUUCUGCAUACUGAACGUGGCCAUAGAGCAUGGCGAGCUCGAGUUCCCCAAUAACAAGACAGUCCUCUCGACGGCCACACUAGUCUGCGCCGCUGGCUACAUUGUUGAGGGCAACGACCUUCUGGAUUGUGUAGCUGUAGACCAUACGCAUGGCGUGUGGGUCAGCGAAGGCCACUGCAUUGAGGCAACAGAGACAACUACGCAAAAUCUCAUCAUUGCCCUGCCCAGUGUGGCUGCAGGCCUCUUCCUGAUCAGUGCCCUCGCGCUGCUCUUCCACGGCUACAUAAAGCGCUCGCAAUCCAAGCGCCACAUUGGCCACAUAUUCUCGCGCACCAUGAUGUCGCACAUGGACAAGAGCCGGCAUCCGGGCAGCAUGUCGGCGUACAGUAUGCCGAUCAGGAAAGGCAAGAAGCCAGCCAGCACGACGACCGCCCUCAUGGGAUCGUUCAGCGAGCCGGAGAUGCUGGAUGACCAGUACGACUGCUUCCCAGCCACCAGGGGCAGGGCAGACAGUGACAAUCGCAGUACUGCUAGUUACAAUAUGUUCAAUGGCAAAGGUAAUCUCAGAGCACUGCCAGAAUCAAAUGGCAACAAGCAGGCCGCCGGCAAAGCCAAGAAACCUUUGGUGUUGACAGAUUCAGGCUUCAUCUAUGAUGAGGGGAUGCUAAACGAUGGCAGCUACGAUGAGUUCGGCAAUGUCUCCCCGAGGGUGGCGCACUCACAGUCCGCUAUGCUGCCCAGUGAGCAGGAUAUUGCCGCUGCAAUUAGCUAUCGCAACAAUGUCCACCGGAAAUCACAGGUCGAGACCAGCUCCAUGUACGAAUCGUUUGCUUCGUGUGUCGACUCCGCGCAUCGGGAUCGUGCUCAUUCCAGAGGGGCUAGAGAUUUCAACGAGUUCGACUCUAUGCAUCGAGAUCGUGCUCAUUCCAGAGGGGCUAGAGAUUUCAACGAGUUCGACUCUAUGCAUCGGGAUCGUACUCACUCCAGAGGGGCUAGAGAUUUCAACGAGUUCGACUCUGUGCAGCAGAAUCGUGCUCAAUCCAGAGGGGCUAGAGAUUUCAACGAGUUCGACUCUAUGCAUCGGGAUCGUACUCAUUCCAGAGGGGCUAGAGAUUUCAACGAGUUCGACUCUGUGCAGCGGAAUCGUGCUCAAUCCAGAGGGGCUAGAGAUUUCAACGAGUUCGACUCUAUGCAUCGGGAUCGUGCUCACUCCAGAGGGGCCAGGGAGUUCAGCGAGUUUGCCAUCGGUCGACAUCCCAGCAUGUCCACUCCGCGCCGCAGUCAGCAACUGAGUCCGGCACCGCGCUCACCCAGCCCCGUCGGUGCUGGUUCACUCAUACACAGCUUGGACAGCAGCGGCGAGAGGGAGUUCGACACUGUCACCCUGGACUCGCGUCUAAUGCCAGGUUGGUAGAGCCGUUGGAGGACGCUGCUCCUAAUCCUGGCACAACAUGUAUACGUUAUGUGCAUUACAAUUAAAACGGACAUUUCUUCCCACUGUGUUUUCACACUGCAUGUGAAGGACAAUUGUGAUUCGGUCACCCUAGAUUCACGUCUAAUGCCAAGUUAGUAGAGCGGUUAGUUGUCGCUGCACAGAAUCCUGGCACAGCAUAUAAUUAAUUUGUUAUGUGGCCAUUGACACAUCAUGGACCUUUUUCCCACUGUGUUUUCCCACUGCAUGAGAAGGGUAUUUUGUGACACUGUCGCACACAUGUCUAAUGCCAGGUUAGUAGAGCCGUUAGAUGUCGCUGCACACGGUCCUGCACGGCAUGUGUACGUUGCAUCCACGACAACUAACGGACUUGCUUCCUCGCUGUGUUUUCACACUGCACGAGAAGGGUAUUUCUGAUACUGUGGCACUCGACAUGGGUCUAAUACCCGGUUUGUAGAGGCUACCAUCAUAUGCCGCUGAUCUGAAUCCUGCACAACAUAAUACUACGUUACAUCCAUGACACUUCGUGGACUUUUUCAUACUGUGUUUUCACACAAUGCACGAGAAGAGUGUUUAUCUGGUUGCAUGUACAUGUACAUGUAUCAAUGAUUGAAAACUUAGCUUCCAUUUCUAGGUCAUUAAUUUUGUCAUCUGCAUGGGAACAUUUCAUGAAUAUUUCUCCCUUCUCUAGCUCUUCAGAGCUUGCGAUGGAUUUUUUGAUGACGUUGCUGCCUUUCAUUCUCUUCAGCAUAUCUGCCCAUACAGAAUCUCCUAUCACAGUGAAGAGUUACACAGAGUUUGUAGAGGCUGCAAUCAGAUGUUGCUGAUUACAGCACAACUUAUGUGCUGUAUCCACAACACUUCGCUGACUGUUUUCCACGCUGUAUUAAAUUUCUUACGUUGCUCGACAAGAGGAUUUGAUUGUUUGCGUGUAGCAAUGAUUGAAAACUCAAUUAAUUUUCCUAGGGUUUUUUCACUUUCAUUAGAGCUUUUCACGAUUAUUUUUUUCUCCCUUCUCUUCACAGCUCUCAAUAGUUGUUUUGAGGAAAUGCAUGGUCUCGGCGCUAUGUCUGCUUGUACAAGAAUCUCCAAUUCUUGAACAUUAUUGUCAAGUUUACGUUACAACUGGUAGUGCAUCUGCCAUGUUUCAUAUCAUUUCAUUCAGCCUCACCUGAGCACACCUAGACACUGAAAAACAAAAGAAUGGCAGAUACAAGC